Coccinella septempunctata (seven-spotted ladybird) is the source of this 1063-nucleotide messenger RNA. RefSeq names its product derlin-2. The record is from RefSeq and is a predicted model, not a curated record. Gene Ontology annotation, molecular function: misfolded protein binding; ubiquitin-specific protease binding. The transcript is spliced from 5 exons. Gene Ontology annotation, biological process: endoplasmic reticulum unfolded protein response. NCBI's taxonomy places the organism in Eukaryota, Metazoa, Arthropoda, Insecta, Coleoptera, Coccinellidae. Bases 157 to 891 code for a protein of 244 amino acids. Gene Ontology annotation, cellular component: Hrd1p ubiquitin ligase ERAD-L complex; endoplasmic reticulum membrane.
UCAAGUUCUGUGGAUGCAUGUGUCAAGUAGUCAAAAGUAUUUACGUAUUGAAAUAAUUUACAAAUUUACGUGUGAUCCUGAUGUGGCAGAGCUGAGUCAUAAAAAUUUUGGAAUUAUUUUUAAGCUAUGAGUUGAUAAUACUUCCCCGUUGCUAAAAUGGCUUAUCAAACUUUUCGAAAUGAAUAUAUGAAUAUGCCCCCUGUUACAAGGGCUUAUACUACUGCUUGUGUAAUAACAACCCUAGCAGUGCAAUUAGAGUUAGCUUCACCUUUUCAAUUAUACUUCAAUCCAAUACUAAUUUUGAAGCAGGGUCAAGUAUGGAGACUAGUAACAACGUUUCUAUUCUUUGGAGUUUUUGGUUUCAAUUUCUUCUUCAAUAUGAUAUUCACAUAUAAGUAUUGUAGGAUGUUAGAAGAAGGGUCAUUCAGAAAUAGGACAGCCGAUUUUGUGAUGAUGUUUCUAUUUGGGGCCUCGUGUAUGAUUAUAUUUGCUUUCUUUGUUAACUUACUGUUUCUUGGUCAAGCCUUCACUAUAAUGUUGGUAUAUGUUUGGGCCAGAAGAAAUCCAUAUGUACGAAUAAAUUUCUUCGGACUUUUGAAUUUUCAGGCUCCGUACAUGCCGUGGGUUCUGCUUGGUUUUUCUCUUUUGCUAGGAAAUGCAGUCUAUGUUGAUUUAACAGGUAUAGCAGUAGGUCACAUUUAUUUCUUCAUGGAAGACGUUUUCCCAAACCAGCAAGGAGGUUUCAAGAUUUUGAAAACUCCCACUUUUCUAAAAAUGUUAUUUGAUCCUCAUCCAGAAGAUCCUGAUUAUGAACCACUUCCAGAGGAGAGACCAGGUGGUUUUGAAUGGGGUAAUAGGCAAAACCGUAAUGAAAACCAAGAGAAUGAUUGAAGUGAUAAAAAAAAACAUGUAAUAUAUACCAAUGAAUUAUAAUUAACUGAUAUAUAGAUGUUCAUUUUUAAUAUGUUCAUAUAAAAUGUUCUGUUACACAAACUAUUCUUCUUAAUUUUUAUUGUUUAAUAUGUAUACCCACCUUCAAAAAAAAUAAUAAGACUGAAACUGA